UCUCUCUGACAUCAGACACCUGCUCUGACCUGGUUAACUCCUGCAGACUCAGAGCAUUGUGGGAAAGCUUUGGAGGAUGUGAGGCUCCACUUCUCCCUGGGGUUUCUCCGCUUUCUCUCUUCAUCCCGCUCCCUUUAUAUCUUCUCUUUUCCCUUUCUAAUUCACAAUUUUUUUUCAAUUCUGUCUUUCUUUUUUGAUCUCUCCCUGUCUCCUUUUCCUCCUCUCUACAUCCUUCUUUCCUCUCCUUUUUCCCUCCUGCGUCGGUCACUCUCAUCUACCUCUACCUCCCGCUCACUAUGCUCCAUUUCUCUACGCCCCUCUUUGCCCUACAUUUUCAUCUCUUUCUUCAGUGAUGCUAGUCUCUUCUUUUUCUCAUCCGUCUUGCCAUCUCCUUUAGACAACAUUGUGGAUUUACAGAGCAAAUGACCUUUCUUGGAAAAUAGUUCUUUGAUGUAAUUACAUGGAGUCUUACUUUGGCAACAAGGGCUGUCAGUGCUAUUUUGUAACCUGCGACCUGAGAUUUAUGACUGCAAGAAGCUGCCUUCUUUGAAUUUCACUUCAAGGAUUGAUUAAUUGGAUCAGCAGCUGCACGCAGAAGACCUGAAUUUGAUAUUUUGUGUGGAUUUAUUGGACCGCAGGAUGGCCUAAUGGGUAGAGAAAUCAUCCCCCAACUACAGGCUUGAAUGUCUGUUUUGUGAAGCUUACACUCCGCUGAAGUGUCCUUGAGCAACUGAAUCCUCGCCACCCAUAAGGGCUCAGUCUCCCAGAAGUGAAGCAGCAAAAAAAAAAAAAAAGGACCUGCCUUACAGGGAUCAUCAUCUAUCACAUUGCACAAUGGUAAAGGAAAGAUAUUUUGAUGGGAUAAAGGUCAUGAGAUAAAUCGGGACAGAUUGAUUACUAAAACCUGGACCCCAAGCCACUUCCACAAGUCACAAAGUAAUUUGAUGUUUCAACAAGAUGUAGAGGAGCGAGGUGCAGUCUUGUGAUCGGUUUGGAUUCCUGCACCAGAUUCUGUAUGUGCAGGUUUUUUUUUUUAGUAUAUGCAAAGAGCAAAAGAAGGCCUAACCUUCAGCUCAAGUUUGAUUUGUAUCAUUUCUACAGGCUGGACCAUUGUGAGGAGCUGAGUCAGACCUUUUAUCUCAGUGUUAUUUAAAGGUGAAAACAUUUGGAGCAUCACUAUCAGCUGGACUUGGACCCUGAUGAUAGAUGUCGAGUGGAGCGGCUGCUAGAGCAUAGAUAGUCACGGACUGGUAUUCUCUCCUCCUGUCGGGUUACUUGCUGUGUCACCACAUUUUACAGUACAAAGGAUAUUUGACAUCUUCUGUUUCCUCUUAGUGGGCUCUCUGCUUUACUGGAGUCACUUACAGCCUUGGGACACUGGCUUUGAUUGAUUUUUUUUUUCUGUUGCAUUUCCUGUGGCUGUCUUGUGGCUAAACGUUGCACAAUGGAUAUUAUCAUCCCUGAGACCAAUGACAGUCCAGGUACCAGCACAGCAAAUCCCACUUUCUAAGUUUUUGGAUAUCUUUUCUUGUUCAUCCCCAACUUAUUGAAAUUUACAUACAAGCAAUUUUCCAUAGUUGCAACAAACCAGAUCAGGAGCCAGUCUUAGUCCUUGGCUCUAUGCUGUUUUUGGGGCCCAGCAGUUUUGUCUGGGCCCUGUGGCCAGACCUGGGAUUGCCCACCCUACAGAACAAAUGGAGAACAGCGGCUGCAUCCCUCUCUGCUGGAGCAAGGGGGCUUGCAUCUACGCACAGCACCCCCUACCAAAAUAUGACGGCAAGUUAGCCCCAGCAGGAGCAUUUGAGUCAGGCAUGGCGUCGUCUUCCUACUUGGAGCCCAACCUUAAUCACUCCGCAGCGGGUGGUUGUGGGGUUAAAUCCCGGUCCGGGAUGCCUGGUGGUCCUGGUGUUGGUACCGGGAGCUCUGCUGGAGGCCUUGAGCGGCCCCCAGGCUCCAUGGACCGGGUUCUCAAGAUCUUCCAUUACUUUGAGACAAAUAGUGAACCAUGUACCUGGGCUAGUAAUAUCAGGCAUGGAGAUGCUACAGAUGUCAGGGGUGUUAUCCAGAAGAUAGCAGAGAUCCAUAAACUGCGCUGUGUGUCAUCUCUGGGCCUCCGUCUCACCCAUCUGCACUCUGAUGCUCUCCAUUGGUUACACCCUGAUUUGGGUGUGUCUCACGUCAGAGAGAAAUAUGAGAAACAGCACCCCCAGGAGGAGUGGAGGUAUGAGUUGCGGAUGCGGUACCUUCCUAAAGGUUACCUCAGCCAUUUCUCUGAAGACAAACCCUCUCUCAACUACCUCUAUCACCAGGUAAAGAGUGAUUACAUGCAACAUAUAGCUGAUCAGGUGGAUCAAGAUGUUGCUUUGAAACUGGGCUGUUUGGAAAUUAGGAGGUUCUUCAGAGAGAUGCCAGGCAACGCCCUGGAUAAGAAAUCCAACUACGAACUACUAGAGAAAGAUGUUGGUUUGAGAAGGUUCUUCCCCAAAAGCCUGCUGGACUCUCUCAAGGCAAAGACUCUUCGUAAGCAGAUCCAGCAGACCUUUAAGCAGUUUGCUAACCUCAACGAUGAACAGAGCAUCCACAAGUUCUUUGAGAUACUCUCCCCCAUCUACCGCUUCGACAAGGAGUGCUUCAAAUGUGCUUUAGGGUCUAGUUGGGUAAUAUCAGUAGAGUUAGCUAUCGGACCAGAGGAAGGAAUCAGCUACCUCACAGAUAAGGGCUCAAUGCCUACACACUUAGCUAACUUUAACCAGGUUCAGUCCAUCCAGUACUCUGCUUUGGAAGAGAAGGACAGGAAAGGCAUGCUGCAGCUCAACGUAGCAGGAGCUCCAGAGCCUCUCACAGUCACUACGGCAUCGCUGACUACAGCAGAAAACAUGGCUGACUUGAUUGACGGAUACUGUCGGCUCGUCUCCUCGGCUACUCACUCCUUCAUCGUCAGAGUCCACAAAGAGGGGGACAGAGCUCUGCCUUCUAUACCCAAAGUUUCAAAUCAUGAGAAGCGGAUGGAAAAACGGAUGGACGGAGUACGGACCAGAGCUGUUUGUGUCUCAGGUCACACUAGUGGCGAUGAAACUGACGACUAUGCUGAGAUCAUAGAUGAGGAGGACACCUACACAAUGCCUUCAAAAUACUAUGGACUAGAUCAAGCCCGGGACUAUGAGAUUCAGCGGGAUCGCAUUGAGCUGGGACGCUGCAUAGGUGAGGGUCAGUUUGGCGACGUCCACCAAGGAGUCUACAUCAGCCCGAACCCAGCUCUGUCUGUGGCAGUGAAGACGUGUAAGAACUCAACAUCAGACAGCGUCAGGGAAAAGUUUCUCCAAGAAGCUUUGACCAUGCGUCAGUUUGACCAUCCUCACAUUGUGAAGCUGAUGGGAGUUAUCACAGAAAAUCCAGUCUGGAUCAUCAUGGAGCUCUGCACACUCGGAGAGUUACGGUCGUUUCUCCAGGUGAGGAAGUAUAGUCUAGACCUGGCCACUCUCAUCCUAUACUCCUACCAGCUCAGCACGGCACUGGCCUAUCUGGAGAGCAAACGCUUUGUACACAGGGACAUUGCAGCGCGGAACGUGUUGGUGUCGACAGUCGACUGUGUGAAACUGGGGGACUUUGGUCUGUCGCGAUACAUGGAGGAUAGCUCUUACUACAAAGCAUCGAAAGGUAAACUACCUAUUAAAUGGAUGGCUCCAGAAUCCAUCAACUUCAGACGAUUUACCACAGCCAGUGAUGUCUGGAUGUUUGGCGUCUGUAUGUGGGAGAUCCUUAUGUUCGGCAUCAAGCCUUUCCAGGGUGUGAAGAACAACGACGUCAUUGGGAGGAUAGAGAACGGCGAGCGGCUGGCGAUGCCCCCUCAGUGCCCUCCUACUCUCUACAGCUUGAUGACAAAGUGUUGGUCUUAUGAUCCCAGCAAGAGGCCGCGAUUCAAUGAACUCAAAACACAACUGAGCACUAUCUUAGAGGAGGAGAAGCUCCAGCAGAAGGAGAGGAGCAGGAUGGAGAUGAGGAGGCAGGUCACUGUUUCUUGGGACUCAGGAGGGUCUGAUGAAGCCCCGCCAAAGCCGAGUAGACCAGGCUAUCCCAGUCCUCGCUCAAGUGAUGGUUUUUACCCCAGUCCCCAGCAUCCGGGACACUACCAGAUGGCAGGGUACCCCGGCCCUCACACCCUCCCCUCUGUGCCCAGCGCCCUGUACCCCCCACAGGCAGCAAUGCUGGACACACACCACGCGCACACACACCCCCGCCACCACGUCCACACACACUCGCACAUGCAGCACCUUCCCCAGCCUCAUGGACAGGACAUGGCACUAUGGGGCUCUGCGAUGGAGGACAGGGCAGUAGACAUGCAGCAGUGUGUAGGCCAGCAGUGCCUGUUAAUGGAGGAACAGCUGAUGAUACAACAACAGCAGAUGGAGGAGGAUCAGAGGUGGCUGGAACAGGAGGAAAGGCUGCUGAAACCAGACACUCGAAGUUCUAGAGGGAGUCUGGACAGAGAAGAAGGUGGACUUCAACCACCGACAGGAAACCAGCACAUAUACCAGCCCGUUGGCAAAGCAGAGCAUGCGGCUCCCCCAAAGAAACCUCCUCGGCCCGGGGCUCAGAGCCAAGUGGGCAGUCUGGCCUGUCUAAAUACUGGAGACAGUUACAACGAUGGAGUCAAGCUGCAGCCCCAAGAGAUAAGCCCGCCCCCCACCGCCAAUCUGGACCGCUCUAACGACAAGGUGUACGAGAACGUGACAGGAUUGGUCAAAGCUGUGAUCGAGAUGUCAAGCAAGAUUCAGCCAGCUCCUCCUGAGGAAUAUGUUCCCAUGGUCAAGGAUGUGGGUCUGGCAUUGAGAACGUUACUUGCCACAGUGGAUGAGACAUUACCACAACUUCCAGCCAGUACACACAGAGAGAUCGAAAUGGCACAAAAGCUGUUGAACUCCGACUUGGCAGAGCUGAUCGGGAAGAUGAAGUUAGCCCAGCAGUAUGUGAUGACCAGUCUCCAGCAGGACUAUAAGAAACAGAUGUUGACGGCGGCUCACGCUCUGGCAGUUGAUGCCAAGAACCUGCUGGAUGUCAUCGAUCAGUCCCGGCUCAAGAUGAUGGCCCAGUCCCGCCCACACUAGCCAGCUGAGCCGACCAACAGGAGCAGGUCCGCUAUUUGAAAAACGGCACCGUGGCGGCUUCUGUUGGCAGAGAAGAAUAAAAGACUCCUGGGUUAGUGACGUCAGUCGUGACUCCUGAUAUGUGAGAGCAGAUGGAGGAAACAGUGGCUCUGUUCAUUAGAUGUUGAAUCCUGCGUAAGCCGAGGUAGUAAAUUCAUCUGGGAUUAAACUCUCCACCACUGUGACUUUCUUAAUACAAGAACAGAGCAAAACUCUUCCUGAAUCAGGGACUUGGCAGCUUCACUCUCUUUGGACUGGAUUAUAAUGAUGAGAGGAGGAGAGGAAUAUACUGGUGAUUUUUAAACCGUGAGCCCGGAUGAGCCGGAUUCCUAAGGUCAGAGGUUUCAGAGGCUCAAAAACACCAUCAUGUGAGCGGUUGGGUCUGGAUUUGUUGAUAUCAGAUAGAUUAGUCUUUGUGGAAUCUAACUUUUAAGCAAAGCCAUCAGAACCUGAUCAGACUGCAUUUGAUCUGCAACAUAUCUGCAUGAAACUUCACAGUGGGAAUGGACUUGGACAUCAGCCAGCAGCCAUGUCAGUGCGUUUGUUGACAUCAUGUGUUUUGACCCCUGGAUGUGAGCUUCUUUCUCAGUUGAAAUACCUCCACAUCACUAUGGGUGCUUGUCAAUGGGCAGAUCAAACCAGAUGGUUUCUGUUGAGCUUUGGGCGUGUGCAGUUCUUUGGGUGGAUGCUUCAACAAGAAAACUCAAAGUAAAGACAGUCUCAGUUUGGUGCGGAGAAGCAGCCUCCCACCCUCCAUCGCUCCUCCCUUCUCUGUCCUUCAUCCCUUCCCCGUCUUCCCUCCGUCUCACCAGCUUUUAUUUAUAGACUCAGAAAUUGCAGAGGAGGAGACGGAGGGAGAGACGGGAAGAAUGGAUUAAAACUUAAAGACAGCGCAGCGCCGGUCUACUGCCUGAAGAGAGAAGACACUAUCCUCCUCUUUCCUCCCUAUUUCACUCACUUUUCAUUGUCACUGCUCCUCUCCCCCCUGCAGUCUUCCUCAGCUCCUAUCUGAGCAGGUUUUAAAGACUCCAAAUGUGAAGAAUCCAACUCUGUCUAGGUAAACACGGCAGAUAGGAAACUCCCUAAUCGCACUCAGUUUUGCCUACUCUUUUUUAUCGGCUGGCUCCAUGUUUUUUGUGUUGUGUUCAGCAGUCACAGUCUUCUUCCUCGAUACUGAAAACUGUUUAUAACUUGGAAUACAAGCAGAUAUUCAAUCCCAGCACUGACUCUGAUGAGCAGAAAUGAAAAAAAAGCAGAUGGUGGAUUUUGAUGAUUCAGUCUGAGUGACUGGAUACUUCCUAUUCAUCUACAGGACAUCAUGUCUCAGACUGGUCACUGAGUUUGACUUUAACUAUUUCUGUGAGGACAGCGUCUCCUCUUCUGUUUUUCUCCUCACCUACAGUCCCAGUAUAGUUCAGGUGUUCCUCAUCUAAGAUGGUGUCACGCCUCUAGCAGCCCCUUAGCCACCGGUGUCACAAAGUGAAUUUCCCAGCGAGAUAGGUAAUCCUCACAACUGGAACCUUUGUGCUUUGAGACUCCGUUUUUGUCGGGUGUAACACUUUACAAAUGUCCCUCCUAACAACAGUCUCCAGGGAAACAAACACACACACACACACACACACACACACACACACACACAGACACAAAAUGUGGAGCCACAUGACUGGAACUUGUCUUGCAGGCACAAAACACUGAACUGAAACUUCAGCAGAUCACAUGUGUUUGUUAAUACUGACCCCACACGGAGAAUGACAUACUGCUAUAUGAAAUAUACUGGUGACUGUACUAGUAUAGCAUGAUAUACUGGUAUGGAGAAGAGCAUAUUUGCACAGCAAACAGCAAUUUUUUAACCCUAUUUUACCCAGAUUUGAUUUCCAUGUUUAGCCAGCAAUGAAACUGUCAAAUACCUGGGUGUUAUAGGGAUAAAAAACAUAAAACAAAAAAACAAACAAACAAAAAACAAUCUAUUUUAUCUCCUUGUUGUUGCGUAAAUUUGCUCAUGUUGGUAUAUUGUAAGCUAUACUGGUGUGUAUCACUGGUGAAUUGUACAGAACUCGUACUAGUAAACACUGGUUUUUAUUUUGUCUUCUGGGCUAAAUCAGCCAUCUUGUCAAAUAGGAGGAAAAAAACAAUGAAAUAAAAUAAUGAUGAAAUGGAAA
Molecule: messenger RNA, 7303 nt
Organism: Seriola aureovittata
Lineage: Eukaryota; Metazoa; Chordata; Actinopteri; Carangiformes; Carangidae
Product: focal adhesion kinase 1-like
Exons: 34
Coding region: 1695-5105 (1136 amino acids)
Biological process (GO): signal complex assembly; protein phosphorylation
Cellular component (GO): cytoskeleton; focal adhesion
Molecular function (GO): ATP binding; protein tyrosine kinase activity
Source: RefSeq, a predicted model, not a curated record